UAUAUAUGGGAGCCAAAUUCCUAAUCAUUCUUUCCUUAAGUCCUCAUAUAUGACUCCCAAAUUCUUGAAUUAUUCAUAAACUUUCUACUAUAUUAUAUUAAUCACAAUGGAUUUCUUGAAUUCCCAAUUAACACGAAAAAAUCAUCUAAAAUGUCACAAGAAAAGGCUCAACCAAGAUCAAGUGAGGCUCUUGGAGAUCAGCUUCUGCUCCAAUAAUAAGCUUGAUUCUGAUAGAAAAUCCCAACUUGCCCAGGAACUAGGAUUGCCUCCCAGACAAGUUGCAAUAUGGUAUCAGAACAAGCGAGCGCGAUGGAAAAGCCAAAGCCUUGAGGUUGACUACAACUCCUUGCAAAAAAGACUAGAUAGUGCGCUUGAUGAUAAUGAGAAGUUGAAAUUGGAAGUUGAGAGGCUUAGAAAGGAGCUAAACAAAACUCAAGAAAUGUUGUUGGGAUUCAGCACCACGACUAAUUAUUCAUCAAUUUCAAGCUCUUGUGAUGAAGUUGGGAGUACUUCAUGUUUGCAACUUCAUGAUCAUCAAUCCAAGCAUAAUCAUCUUGAUAAGGAGCUUUAUGCUUGUUUAAUUGGUGAGGAAGGCCAAUUUGGGACACACAAUGGGCAUAAUUUCUUUGCAUCAUCUUUGUCUUGACCAUUUAUUGUCAUCAAGCUACAUAUGUAUAUGGUAACUAAUUAAUUAAGUCCAAAUAUGAAGGAUGUUUAUGUGAUAUACAUGUAGUUGUGUUUUC
Messenger RNA from Solanum dulcamara, 743 nucleotides. Its product is annotated as homeobox-leucine zipper protein ATHB-52-like. Gene Ontology annotation, cellular component: nucleus. The record is from RefSeq and is a predicted model, not a curated record. Lineage: Eukaryota; Viridiplantae; Streptophyta; Magnoliopsida; Solanales; Solanaceae. Gene Ontology annotation, molecular function: sequence-specific DNA binding; DNA-binding transcription factor activity, RNA polymerase II-specific. The transcript has a single exon. Gene Ontology annotation, biological process: positive regulation of DNA-templated transcription. The coding region runs from base 107 to 646 and encodes 179 amino acids.